Anolis carolinensis (green anole) is the source of this 3466-nucleotide messenger RNA. It is a transcript of the gene napepld, whose product is annotated as N-acyl phosphatidylethanolamine phospholipase D. The record is from RefSeq and is a predicted model, not a curated record. NCBI's taxonomy places the organism in Eukaryota, Metazoa, Chordata, Lepidosauria, Squamata, Anolidae. The coding region runs from base 47 to 1366 and encodes 439 amino acids. Gene Ontology annotation, biological process: N-acylphosphatidylethanolamine metabolic process; N-acylethanolamine metabolic process. The transcript is spliced from 5 exons. Gene Ontology annotation, molecular function: N-acylphosphatidylethanolamine-specific phospholipase D activity. Gene Ontology annotation, cellular component: cytoplasm; membrane-bounded organelle.
GGAGGGGCGGGAGGCCGGGCUCUGGCUGCCGGGAGCCCCGCGUCUCAUGGUGGGCAGGCGCUGCCUCAGGCUCCUCUCGCUGCUUCCGAAGCCGGCGCCGCAGUUGAGGGACGCCUCGCCGCCGCAGAGGAGCCCCUUCGCCAUGGAGGACGAGGAGGAAGACCUGCCCCGAGAGAGUUCGUCACCAAAUGACAUGGCUGAAGAACAGCCAUUCGCUUGCAAUGAAAAUCCGAAAGGAGCAGUAAGAAGACGGCAAAAUUCAAGUCAAGGUUCCCGGAGCAGUGAUUCUUCUAGGGCAUCUAGAAAAAGCUUCAGACUGGAUUAUAGGUUGGAGGAAGAUGUGACAAAAUCAAAGAGAGGUAAAGAUGGAAGGUUUGUCAACCCCUGGCCAACGUGGAAGUCCCCCUCUUUCCCAAACGUUUUGAAGUGGGCUCUUACGGAAAAGGACAACAGCAAGAUCCCAUCUUCAAAGCAGGACCUUGACAAAGAGCUUCCAGUAUUGAAACCUUACUUUGUCAAAAAUCCUGAACUAGUUGGAAAAACUGGAUCUGGCAUGCGCGUAACAUGGCUUGGACAUGCAUCAGUGAUGGUGGAAAUGGAUGAACUUGUAUUUCUUACGGAUCCCAUCUUCAGCCAGCGGGCUUCUCCAGUACAGUUUGGGGGGCCAAAGCGUUUCCGAGGGCCUCCUUGUACAGUGGAUCAGCUCCCCAAGAUAGAUGCAGUGAUGAUCAGCCACAACCAUUAUGACCACUUGGACUACCACACUGUCGUGAAUUUAAACAACCGCUUUGGCAGUGACUUGAGAUGGUUUGUUCCGCUGGGUCUCUUAGACUGGAUGCAGAAAUGUGGCUGUGAGAAUGUAAUUGAAUUGGACUGGUGGGGAGAAAACUGUGUCCCUGGCCAUGAUGCCGUUACCUUCGUUUUCACUCCUUCUCAACACUGGUGCAAGAGGACUGCAAUGGACGACAACAGAGUUCUCUGGGGCAGUUGGUCUGUCUUGGGACCCUGGAAUAGAUUUUUUUUUGCUGGAGACACCGGCUAUUGUGUUGCUUUUGAGGAAAUAGGGAAGCGGUUUGGACCUUUUGAUCUGGCAGCUAUUCCCAUUGGAGCAUAUGAACCAAGGUGGUUUAUGAAGUACCAACAUGUGGACCCUGAAGAAGCUGUAAGGAUUCACGUUGAUGUUCAAACGAAGAAAUCUGUUGGAAUUCACUGGGGGACUUUUGCUUUAGCAAAUGAGUACUACUUGGAUCCUCCGGCUAAACUGAAGGAAGCUCUUGAGAGAUACGGACUGAAAACUGAAGAUUUCUUUGUCCUGAACCAUGGAGAAUCACGAGACCUCAAUAUAAAUGACGAUGGAUUUGAAUAAAAUUUUAAAAAUCCAAUUUCUUACUGACUUCCACCUGAAGAAACAGUUGGAAUUGAUACCUUUUUGUAAAAAUUUAAACAAGAUUUUUAAGAUUCAGCUAUUUUGUUUCGUUAUCCAAUGGUCCCACCCAAACCUUUGCAUACCAGCCUUAUAAUUUUGUGUGUGUGUGUCGGGAGCGACUUGAGAACCUGCAAGUCGAAGCCUUAUAAAAUGAUGUUUGUAAUGGAUGAAAUAACACUGGGUAAUAUUAACUUAGUGCAUAGGAUUACAUUGCCUGUGAAAUGAAAUAUUACUCUUACAAGUUAUGGAUUCUUUUUUUCCUACAGAAAUGCCACUAUAAAUCACCUGUUAGGACUUCACUACCAUAUUUCCCUGCGUAAUAGCUGCACUUUCCCUUUUUUAUUGAAAAAAGAGAUGCAACUAUUACGUGGUGAAAAAUAGGCAUACAGCUAUAGGGUUUUCCUUGGCUUACAGCCCAAGGAAGUCUCGUGGCUGCAAGGGGUGCCACUAUUAUGCGAGGAACAGAAGAAAAAAAACAUUUUGGGACCCCCAAAAUCGGGCUGCAAGUUAUACACGGUGGUGACUAUUAUGUGAUGAAAUAUAGUACCUUAGACACUGUCUUGCAGACAGGGGAUUGGCACUAAAUGAGUUAUUCUAUCUGAUCUAAAAAGUGGCUUUCUCUUUCAACAAUGGAGGAAUUACUGUGAAAACAGAGGUACAAGCCAUGCUUGUUCAUGCAGACUUGGUACCUACUGACAAGGAUGCUAUAGGUUCCUGACAGAAAAGGUGAUUUGUAUAUACAGAAUGGCUUCUGCAUGCACUUGAAUUCAGGCCCGCUGCAGCAGAUGAACACGGUGUCUCACAAAAACAGGCUGGGUUGUAUGGGGAGAUAUAUGGCUGUGCGUUUUGCCUCAUACGCACGUUAAUCCACUCCUCACUGGCUGCACUUAAGACACCACUUAAUGCCUGUUGGGUGCAGGUUGAAGCCACAAUAGUCCACUCUAUUUCACUAAUCAUCAACAAGGAGCACACACAUAUCCAUCUUGUGGUGACAUUAGAAAACAGGACUCACACUUACUUCCUACUAAACAUAAGUAUUCAUAGCAGGGUAUUGGGUAGCAGUCUUGUGUAUGAAUUAAUAGCACUUCAUUGGAAGCAAGUGCCACAGAAAUCUGAGUAUCUAGGAUUGGAACUUCCAUUUAUGAUCUAUAGCUCAUAAAGCAGGUACACAAUCACGUUUAUUCAGAAAGGAAACUCACAUUAAGGAAUUUGGUGUUUAAAUGUUGUUAGGACUACGCAUUUAGUCACAGGCAUUCAACAAACAACAGGUCAUUUUAAUUUUAUUUUGUAUUGGCCUGUAAUUUUAAAGCCUUUCAAUAUUAAAUAGCCCCAGGUAUGACAAUGGCAUUACCUGAUGCAAGUUUUGAGUUUUACAAUCAAUAUAGCAGUCACAUUAAAGUAAAUAGAGUUUGGAACAUUACAGCCUUUGUGUAUUUUAAUCCAUUACAUCCCCUCACCCAGUGUGUAUUCUGUGCCUUCAUAGAUGUUGAAAUAUAGGAUUUUUGAGAAGGAGUCUUCCAACACAACUGUUGCUAAAGCACAUUUUAAACAAAAUACUGAUUUUACUGGACAUGUGUACAUUUUCAUUUGCAGGUGUAAGAGCCAAGAUUGGAAAUAAUUCAAUGAAAUGUGCCUUUUAAAAGAGUUUAACUACUAAAAAUGCCUAUUUAUUUUAUUGUUGGCCAGAAUACCUGUACCCUGCAUUAUGCUGUCACUGUGAAAUUAAUCUUUCUCAUGGCCUGAGCACUUCUGUUGUUUGAAAAUCCAUUUGCCAAGUAGUUACCACAAAUGAAAUAAUCAGUUUGUUGUUCUCUGAAAUUAUUUAUUCAGCUUCUCCCCCCCCCCCCCCACCCCUUUGCUGCACCCACUCAGAUGAUUCUAGAAAAAAUGUUUUGGUGGAAUGAUUUGAAAAUGUGUACAGAUUGCUUAUAGAAUGAAAGCAUGAUAUGACUAUGAAUUCAUUCAGCAUUGUAAAUCAUGGCCAAUUAUAUCUGUGUGAAACUGCUCUACCAAUUUACAGAAUAAAGAAUUCUUCGUUCA